GGCUACGGUGAGCCGAGCAGCUUCAGUGCUGCUACCUUCUCUGAAACCGCUUAGGCGUCUUCUAGGCAGACUUGCCCCAGAGGCGACGCUCCAGCGCGACACGGCACAGGACGGGACACGCGGCGACCUCGACCUCUCUCCUGCCUUCCUUUCCCUUCAUGUCGGCCUUGGAGAAGACCAUGCACCUGGGCCGCCUGCCCUCCCGCCCCCCCCUGCCGGGCGGCGGGGGCGGUCAGAGCGGAACCAAGCUGCGCAUGGGCCCUGGAAGAAAGCGAGACUUUUCCCCUGUUUCCUGGAACCAGUACUUUGAGUCCAUGGAAGAUGUGGUGGUGGAGAAUGAGACUGGCAAAGAUACUUUUCGAAUUUAUAAGAGUGGCUCAGAGGGCCCAGUCUUGCUGCUGCUGCAUGGAGGAGGCCAUUCUGCCCUCUCUUGGGCUGUGUUCACUACAGCAAUUAUUAGCAGGAUUCAAUGUCGAAUUGUGGCACUGGAUCUGAGAGGUCAUGGUGAGACAAAAGUCAAGAAUUCUGAAGAUCUGUCUGCAGAAACUAUGGCAAAGGAUGUAGGGAAUGUGGUUGAAGCUAUGUAUGGAGAUCUUCCUCCUCCCAUCAUGCUGAUUGGCCACAGCAUGGGUGGUGCUAUUGCAGUCCAUACAGCAUCAGCCAAUUUGGUGCCAAGUUUAUUGGGUCUCUGCAUGAUUGAUGUUGUUGAAGGUACAGCAAUGGAUGCUCUAAAUAGCAUGCAGAAUUUCUUACGCGGUCGCCCUAAAACCUUCAAGUCCCUGGAGAAUGCCAUAGAAUGGAGCGUAAAGAGUGGCCAGAUACGGAAUCUGGAAUCUGCCCGAGUUUCAAUGGUUGGCCAAGUCAAACAAUGUGAAGGGACUCUGAGUCCUGAAGGCUCUAAGACCAUGGUAGAAGGGAUCAUAGAGGAAGAAGAAGAAGAUGAAGAAGGAAGUGAAUCUGUUAAUAAAAGGAAGAAGGAAGAUGAUACUGAGACCAAGAAGGACCAUCCAUAUACCUGGAGAAUUGAACUGGCAAAAACAGAAAAGUACUGGGAUGGUUGGUUCAGAGGCUUAUCCAACCUCUUUCUUAGCUGUCCUAUUCCUAAGCUACUGCUUCUUGCAGGUGUUGACAGGCUAGAUAAAGAUCUCACAAUUGGCCAGAUGCAAGGAAAGUUUCAGAUGCAGGUACUUCCUCAGUGUGGCCAUGCAGUUCAUGAAGACGCUCCUGACAAGGUAGCCGAAGCGGUUGCAACAUUCUUGGUUCGUCACAGGUUUACAGAGCCUAUUGGUGGAUUUCAGUGCGUCUUCCCUGGCUGUUAGUGUCCUGACAUCCUCCAACUCCAAGAUCCAUUGUAAAUAUACCACACCAGAGGCCACUGUGAUGUAGCUGUAUCUUCCUCAUCUUGUUCCUAGCCCAGCCCAGCCAUGAGACAUCGGCUCAUUGAUAGAACUAGUGUCCCUAACACAUGUAAAACCUCUAAGCAUAUUCUUGACAAAACCUUUUGUUCAAGACCCCUUGAUGUACAUCCAUCUUCUAAUUCCAAACUUCUUCUGAGCCCCAAAGUUUUCUCAUCUCCUUCCUAUCCGAUCUCAUCCCACUUCCCCCCUCUCCAAAGGGGCUGUAUUCCCCAAACCAAAAUGACCAGUUGUAGGACAGAGUUGCCACAUUUUUAGCACUUUGCUAAAACCCCUAAGUGAGCCCCUUGCUUUCAGACUUGAAGAGACUAACUGGGCCCUGCCAGUUUCCUCUUGGGGAGGCGGGGGAUGACCUAGUCUAAUGUUGGGGACUCUCUGCCACUCUUGGGGUGGGAAUGGGAAGGAAGAGUUACAAAGGGAAUUUUUCUUUGGCCUAGCCCUGGGCAUCCAAAGUAUAUAUGAGAGAUAACUUCAUAGCCAUGCUUAGAGGGAGGAGCCUUUUAUCCUUCAAAUAAAAUGACCAAUCAGGUUACUGUUUUCUUCAUAGUUUGAUCCUUUCAGCACAUUUUAGAGGCUGCUAUUUGCUUAUGCCCCUGUGGUAACAGCAACACAGCCUUGGGUAUAAUCUCCAAUGUGGAUCAGGCAUAUGGGAUCAGGGAGGAAGGCUGCAGCCUGCCAGGGAAACCAGGCAGGGCUCAGUCCAAGCACAUUAUGCCACCGCCUUCUACCUAUCCAUAUCCUAUGGAUAGGUACUGUACUAUCCUAUCAGAUGGGUUGAGACCAGAUUGCCCAUACCACAUGCUGAGCUCUGGCUGCGUCUUAUAUUGCCCCAUCUCUGGAUGGGGGUAAUUGCCCACCAGCUCCCCCAGGCUGGGCUCUCCUGCCUCCCCAUGCUCCCUAUCUGCCACUGACUGGCCUUGCUUGAAUGAGUGCAUCCUAUUCAGGGAGUUGCCAGGCCAUAGCCUAUUCAUUGUUAACCGUUGAGCUGUGGUAUGGUGCAAAGUAUGUGUUUGCCUCUCCCAAAUCCACCUCUUUUUCACAGCCUGAGUAGUUUCCAUGGGUUUCCUUUCAUAGAAGCAGCACAGCUGACCCCUCCUCACUUCCCUCAUCUCAAGGGAAGAUGUUGUGUUUCCCUAGUGUUGAGGGGAGGUCCCCGAAAGCCAUGCCUAUUCUGUGUCUUAGGUGCUGCUCCUACCCUAUCUCUUGCUCCUAACUCCAAGCCACUCUGUCCUACUACACAGUCAGGCAUCUGGGACCCUCUCUGUUCCUUUGGUAUUUAUGAUCUUGUUUAAAGAAAAUAAAUAUUCCCAGCCUA
Gracilinanus agilis (Agile Gracile Mouse Opossum) is the source of this 2730-nucleotide messenger RNA. RefSeq names its product protein phosphatase methylesterase 1 (gene PPME1). The record is from RefSeq and is a predicted model, not a curated record. Gene Ontology annotation, molecular function: protein methylesterase activity. The transcript is spliced from 14 exons. Lineage: Eukaryota; Metazoa; Chordata; Mammalia; Didelphimorphia; Didelphidae. Gene Ontology annotation, biological process: protein demethylation. Bases 159 to 1319 code for a protein of 386 amino acids.